UCCAGCUAUUGAGAGCCUGAAACGAACUUGUCUUCCCUGCACUGCUCAACCUCCAGAGUACGGACUUGUCUUCCUGAUGCAUGGCCUCACCUGGCUGGGAGCUGUGCUCUUCCUUGGGGUACAGCUCCGAGCACUGUGGCCCAUCACAGCCCUCGAAGUUUACACUUCCAAGGAGGUGGAUGCUCUGAAUGGAACUAACCUACGUUUAAAAUGCACCUUCUCCAGCAGCAGCCCUAUUAGCCCACAACUGUCAGUGACGUGGAACUUCCAGCCUGAGGACCUGAGCUCUCAUGAGCCAGUAUUUUAUUACCUCAAGGAGCCCUACAAGCUGUCUGCUGGACGGUUCAAAGGGCGAGCCACUUGGGAUGGGAAUAUUGAGCGUUAUGAUGUUUCCAUUGUUAUCUGGAAUUUACAGCCCACUGACAAUGGGACAUUCACCUGCCAGGUGAAGAACCCACCAGACGUUGAUGGCACAAUUGGUGAAGUGCGACUCAGAGUUGUGCAGAAAGUGCAUUUCUCAGAAAUCCACUUCCUUGCCAUCGCCAUUGGGUCUGCAUGUAUUCUGAUGAUCAUUGUGGUGACAGUUGUGAUUAUCUGUCGACACCAUCGGAAGAAAAAGCAAGAGAAGACGACCGAGGUGUCAGAUACUGAACUUAGAGAAAAGGAGAAGCUGAAGAUCAGAGAAGAAAAGGAAGCCACUCCAUUAGAAGACUAGAGGUCUUUGAUAGUAUAUACAAUGGAGGUACUUCUGAAGCAGAUGGCGAGAGCUUGUAAUUUUGGAUGUUAGAACAAAGCUGAAUUACAGACGCCUGAUGCUGCAAGUGUGGUAUCCCUGCUCAACCUGAAAUUCUUGCAAGAAAAGAGGGUGACAUUAACAUAAGUUGUAAAGUGUUAUUUCCUUCAUUGAAGCAAAACAGGAGGAACUUGCCCUAUGAACAAGGAAGUUUACUUAAUCUUCACAGCUGCUGAACAUGAACAAAUUGGCUCUGAGGAUGAAAAAAUCACAGAAGUCAACAAAGUCAACAAAAUGCUAUGACAGCUGACUUAAUAUUUGCCGUGUCUGAGCAGACACACUCGUGCACCUUAAAAUUUGAAAGGUACAUUUGUGGUGCUCAAUUUUUCCACCCUCAAAAACCUGUUUGAUGUCACUAAAAGGAGGACUCACUAGGUGAGGGAUCAGAGGGGCCGCUAGCUGCUACAACCUUUAUUGUCUCUUUGCUACUUUAAGCGGAAAGUCUUUGGGAAUGCAUGCUGUUUCUUAUUAGGGGUAACAUUUCCCAGCGGGUGUGUUUUUCAUAUUAAUCUUUCUCAACUUCAGUACACUUUGUAAAUGUGACAGCUGAAAAGGCUGCCUUCCAGUGCGCACAGCGUGGCCGUGUGCUUUGGCAGCUCCCCUUCUCCCACUCGCCUUGUCCUGGUGCACACCAGACUGCCCUCCUUUCCCUCUGCUGCUCCAGUCCUGCUUCUCCCCAUUAUUCCUGGUGGACGACAAGCUGUGAGGUGCAACGCCUCUUGCCCUGACCCAGCAGACCUGCACAUCCCGCUGCGGUGCCCUGGGACGUGGGCUGGCAGCAGCUGCGCUGGAGGCUGCCCCAAGCAAGUGAUAAUGGUGUGCUGCCACACUCAAGUUGAAUUCGAAAACAGCACUCGGUGGCUGCUCGCAUUGUACCAGGCUUCCAAAAACACUAUCACCAGUAUUUCUCUGGAUGCUGUUUAUUGCCCCAGGCUGCCAUCAGCACACCUUACUCCUGUGUUCAAUCUUAUUUAACACAUGCCCUGUACUUCCAUUGACUUAAUCAAUCCAAGGCAAAUGAAGCCCCAAAUCAUUAAA
This is a messenger RNA of Cygnus atratus (black swan), 1831 nucleotides long. RefSeq names its product myelin protein zero like 2 (gene MPZL2). Gene Ontology annotation, biological process: cell-cell adhesion. Bases 77 to 715 code for a protein of 212 amino acids. Gene Ontology annotation, cellular component: membrane. The record is from RefSeq and is a predicted model, not a curated record. The transcript is spliced from 6 exons. NCBI's taxonomy places the organism in Eukaryota, Metazoa, Chordata, Aves, Anseriformes, Anatidae.